AUGGAUCAUCUGCUCGAUGCGAUAAUAGACUGUCCAAAAGAAGAUGACGAAACUAUAACGCACAUUAUUGAUUCUGGUUGGACCAAUAAGUAUAAAAAUCUUUUCAAAUGCGAAAUAAAUAAUCUCUAUAUUCAUCAGUUACUUGUUAAAGAUGGACGUUGUCAAUGUUCAGUCUACGAUACAGCGUCUUGGUGUGAAGAUGAAGAUGAAGGUUAUGCUAUAGCUCGAAAGAAGCUUUUGUUUCAAACUGUUUGUAAUGGAGCAAAUGAUCUAACUCCAAUAAAUAUUGAUGAGCAAAAUAGAACUGAUGAAACAGAAUGUGAACGAUGGCCAUGUAACAAUAUUUAUACUCGUUGUGAUAAUAUUUGGCAAUGUUCAAAAGAUGAAGAUGAAAUCGGUUGUUAUUCGUUUUCAACACUAAAUUGUUCAUCGAGUCAUCACUUAUGUGUUUCAUUCAACACCAAUCAAUUCGAAUGUUUACCAUACGACAAAGUAAAUGACAACAACAUCGAUUGUGUUGGUGGUACUGACGAACCAACAAUUUGUCGAAAACAGGUUUUUGCUCAUGAAAUUAAUAAUGACAUAUUUGCAUGCAAAAAUUCGAGUUCAAAUGUAUGUUUUACAUCAUCCAGUCUAUGUAUUAAUUACUUUGAAUGUCAAUAUGGAGAUGACGAAUUAUUUUGCACCACCGAUAGAAAUAUCUCUCGUAACCGUGGUAUUUGUUGGACAGAAGACAUGACUAGACUUUCUCAAGUUGAGCAAUUUUUAUGCGAAACAUUCAUCACGAAAAAGAAACCAGUGCUUAAAUACUUUUCAUUACUUUGAUCGACUGAAUCUAAUUCACGUCUUCAAAGAGACAAUUUUGCAAUAUCAUCAAGUAACCGUAUAGGUCAAGAU
Messenger RNA from Rotaria sp. Silwood1, 897 nucleotides. The record is from the annotation of a GenBank genome assembly. NCBI's taxonomy places the organism in Eukaryota, Metazoa, Rotifera, Eurotatoria, Philodinida, Philodinidae.